AAUUUUAGUUAUGACAAACAAAAAAUGCACUAGUAUCCAUUCUGCGGCCAUUGAACAAGUACAUGAAAUGCCUAUCAACGAAAUCAUACGACCCUUUCCUCCACAGGUGAAUGAAGAAAAGGUUAAAAGUUUAAUGGAAACUUUAUCGGUAAGUGCAUUAGUGCAUUAUUAUAACUGACUAUAGUCUUAUUAAAUAUAAUAUGGAAAACAUAAAUAUGAUUAUUAGAUAAAAGAUAUAAACCUAACUAAAUAAAAUGUACACAUUAAAUUUGAAUGAAAUAAUGUAAAAAUGAUUGAUGAAAUUGAAAAAAAAAUGUGUAUACAAAUUGUUUUUAUUUUAGUCACGCUAAAAGAGUUGUACUUUUAAUGUUAAAAUAAAUUAAUAGAAAUAUGUUUUGAAUUUAGGACCCCAGUCGUAAAGAUUCAGUACCACCAAUUGAUGUAUUAUGGAUUAUAGGAAAAGAGGGAGGUAAUUACUAUUAUUCAUUUGGUGGAUGUCAUCGGUAUGCUGCUCACAAGAGAUUGAAAAUGGAUACAGUCAAAGUAAAAUUGGUAUCAUCAACUAAUCAGGAUUUACAUAGUUACUUAGGUGCAUCAACACCUGACCUUAAAUAAUAUUAUUUUUAUAUUAUUUCUUUUUAUUUCAUUGGUGGAUUUUAAGGGUUAUUAGGAUUUACACAAAAAAAUUUCAAAAUGAUUUGAAUGUUAUUUUAAUUAUUAUAAAUUAAUAAUAAUAAAAAAAAAAAAACAUUCCAUAAGUAAUAUUAUUGUUGUUUUUUGGAAAAAAAAGUUGCUUUGAUAACUUACUAUUAUUGAUAUUUUCAAGGGUUGUACCAAAGUGGAUCUUGCUGCAAAUAUAUAUAUUGUGUAAAUGGUGAAAAAUAAAGGUAUACAUCUAGUUUAUGACCUAAGUUCGUUUAUAAAUUUUUUUUUUCCAAAAUGUGUGUUUUUGCAACUAUAAAAGUAAGUAUUAUAAGUAAGUUUUGAUUAUACCAAUGGAUUAAACAUUAAAAACAUAUUGGGGGGGGGGAAUUGAAAAUGUUAAUUUCUAGCUAAGAAAUACGCAAAACGAAAAACCUGAAAUUUAUGAAGUUUUCCCCAAUAAUUUUAAAAUAAAGUUCAUUCGCCUUUUUUAUUUAGAUUCUUAAUGUACAGAAUUUAAAAAAAAAAAAAAAUUGGAAAACGAGCUUGGGUCGUAAACUAUUUGUUACAAAAUAAAACAAUCCAAUAUUAUUAUAGAUCAUUUUACCUCUUGGGUUUUUGCUUUGACUUUUCUUUCGAUAAGUUGCUGUAGUGCUUCUGAUCGCACUGAUAGUGUAUCUAUUUUCUCGAGAAGCUGUUGGUAUGGUGAUAAAGGUUGUGUUCCCAUAACAACAUGUCCAAGUUUUGAAUCAAUUUUGGCAUCCAACCUAGCAUUUCUUAUAAGAUUUACAAUCCAACAUUCAGCCUCUUCUGGGUUCAUAUUGAGUUUCUCUGCUAACAUGCUAAACAAAUUCAAAAAAAAAUAUUGUAUAUAACUGUAAAAAUUAGAAAUAAAAUAUUUAUAAACACACCCGAUACUGAUACAUUGGUGUAUACGGCAAAAAGUUUCAAAAAUCAUCAAACGAGCAUUUUCCACAAAAUCAUCAAGGCAGGCAGUCAAAAAGAAAUCAUUAAAAAGAACAAUUUGGCAUUCGUGUAAUUUAUCUCUAGCUCCUUCAAAGUCAAAAUUAACAUAGAGAUUUUCAAGUAGUUCAGUUAUUGGGUCACGAUAUGUGUACGAUUCCUAAAUAAAAUAUGAGUACUUAUUAUACUUUAUAUAUAAUUUAUGAUUUACCGAUAAAUUUAAAAAAAAAAAAAGAUAAUAAAUAAAAUACAUUUGAAAACAUACUUGCUGAAUAACUUUCACCAAGUCCUUCAUAGCUGCUCGUCUUGAACGAUUAAUAAUAACAGCAGUAGCCAAAUAGCGAAGAAUAUGAGGGCACAUGGUUUGAAUGGCAUUUAAAUAGCUAAUACAAUAAAAUAUAUGAAUAUUAAUAUGCAAAGAAUUAAGUCUUGACUUUCCAAUAUAUAUUACUUAGGUCUGUACAAAAACAUAUCAAUAAUAAGGUCACGUCCUUUAACAUGGUUGAAAAACACAAACAGACUCCAGUGAAUCAACCAAGUGCGCUGUUGAAGCAAAUGUAAAGGAGAACCAUUUGUAUUAGAAUCAAUAUACUCUCGCAGUUUGUUUAAAUCUUCAAGAGCAGUUUCCCAAUUUUGAAUAAGAAUUUCAGAUGCCAAUUUUCCCCAAAGAACAUUCAAGUAGUUCUAAAAAAAAAAUGUAAAUAUAUUAUUAUUUAAUAAUGUAAAAUCUAAAUUUUUUUAACAUAACAAAUCAACCAACUUUAUCAGUAGGAGACAUAACCAAUAAAUAAAAGUACAAAUAACUUGUUGUACCAGCAUAGUUUCCACAAUCAUAAUGAUAUUUUGCAAAUUUAUACAUACUCUCCAUCAUUUCUACUUUAAACUGUAAAUAAAUAACAUUUUAAUAAUUGAUACUCAUUAUUUUGUUUAAGUUUAAAAAAAAAAGUCAGGUAAAUAAUAAAUUAAGAAAUAACAGUAGAAAUAUUUACAUUGAAUUCUUGAGUCAAAUACAAUGACAAUGUUUUAGGAUCCCUCAUUGUUUCCAUAUUUUUCAUCACUUGGUCAUCUUUAAGGAAAUUCAUAACAACAUUAACUUCACCUUGAAGUUGAUGGAGUUGUGAUACAAUUUGAUCUCUUCUAGUUUUCAUUUCCUAAAACAAUAAUUCUUAAUUAAUAGAUAUACUUCAAUUUAUUGUAAUUGUAAAUUAAUUAAUUUAGAUACCUCAGGUACUUCUUUAUCAGGAUUCAACUGUUUGUAAAUCUCAAUAACAUAAUCCAUCAUGUUAGUUUUAUUAAGUAUAUCCAAUUUGGCUUGCAAAAUUUCAUUCUCAUUGUAUAUCUAAAAUUAAAUAGUUACAAUACAAUUAAUUGUGAAGUAAAUAUUAAUCAAAUCAAAUAUCUGAUAACUAAAUAACAUCUAUGUAAAUAAUUACAAAUUUAUGUUAUUUUAUGUCAUUGUUGAUAGGUAUAUUGUAAAAAACCAAUUUUAUUAAUAUUCAAUUAACAAUAGGUUGUUAUUGUCAGAACGUGAGUGACAAUGAUGAUAUUUCAUAUACAAAUUGGUAUAGAUUUUAUGUUAAAAUGAAAAUAUUUGAUUUAUAAACAUUUUUACCUUUUUCGCCCAUAGGAACUCUAACAAUGGGGCCACCAAAUGCCGGUCCAAAUAUUUUGUCAUCUUACUAGUUAAAUCGAACUUAGCCAUGUUGAUCGUAGGUGAAAACUUUGAAAUGUGCAAUAAAUUAUAUAGAUGAAACACAAAAAUUGAACAUUAAUUACUACUUACGUAGUUGCUUGAUUAUGGGAACGCUAGCUACACCGUCAGAGUGGCGUUACAUUGUUUUUAAGGUUAGGAUACAGUAAAUCGUAAUCAAACUUUUACUAUCAAAGACACUGUAUGUUUAUAUCACGGU
Molecule: messenger RNA, 3515 nt
Organism: Cinara cedri
Lineage: Eukaryota; Metazoa; Arthropoda; Insecta; Hemiptera; Aphididae
Source: the annotation of a GenBank genome assembly